GAAAAGGGAAAAAGGGAAAAAAAAAAAAUCAAAACCGGGGAAAGAGGAAAAGGAAGAGGGCAGAGCGCACGGACCGCGUCCCGCUCCCAGCAUGUUCCAGUGGAGGAAGACCAUCUACAAAACGGUCUGCCUGUCCUUUCUGCUGGUGAUCACGGUGACAGUGCUGCAGCGGGGAAUGGCCCCCAGCCAGUUCCUGCAGGGCCAGCAGCAGAAGGAACUGCCUACACCGGAGCCCCUAAAAACACAGAAGAGAGACAGCGCCUUCUCCAUCACCAGCACCUUCUGGAAAAGCAAAAAGGAAAAAGCUCCAGGCAAGGAAGAGGAGGGAGGCAUGACAGAGAGGCAGAUGAAAUCAUGGGACAUCACCACUACCAACUGCUCGGCCAACCAGAACUUGAGCAAAGUGGACUGGUUCAAAGGGCUGGAGCCCAACUUCCAGCAGUUCCUGCUCUACCGGCACUGCCGCUACUUCCCCAUGCUCAUCAACCACCCCGAGAAGUGCAGCGGGGACGUCUAUCUGCUCAUCGUGGUCAAGUCCAUCAUCACGCAGCACGACCGCCGCGAGGCCAUCCGGAGGACGUGGGGCAAGGAGAAGGAAGUGGAGGGCAAGAAGAUCAGGACGCUCUUCCUAUUGGGCACGGCCUCCAAGGAGGAGGAGAGAGCCAACUACCAGAAGCUGCUGGAUUACGAGAACCACAUCUAUGGGGACAUCUUGCAGUGGGAUUUCCUGGACAGCUUCUUCAAUCUCACGCUCAAAGAGGUCCACUUCUUGAAGUGGUUGAACAUCUACUGCGACAACGUCCGCUACAUCUUCAAAGGCGACGACGACGUAUUUGUGAGUCCCGACAACAUCCUGGAGUUCCUGGAGGACAAGAAGGAGGGAGAGGACGUCUUUGUGGGGGACGUCCUCUACAAAGCCAGGCCGAUCCGGAAGAAGGAGAACAAGUACUACAUCCCCAGUGCUCUCUACAACAAAAGCAUCUACCCGCCCUAUGCGGGUGGUGGAGGCUUCGUCAUGGAUGGACCAUUGGCCAAGAGGCUGCACAAGGCCUCGGAGACGCUGGAGCUGUACCCCAUUGAUGAUGUUUUCCUAGGGAUGUGCUUGGAGGUCCUCAAGGUAUCACCCGUUGGGCACGAGGGCUUUAAAACGUUUGGCAUCGUGAAGAACAAGAACAGCAAGAUGAACAAGGAGCCGUGCUUUUUCCGGAGUAUGUUAGUGGUUCAUAAACUGUUGCCUCCAGAUUUGAUCCAAAUGUGGGACUUGGUGCACAGUAACUUGACGUGCUCAAGAAAACUCAAUGUCCUUUAGCUCAUUCUCUCUGGAGAGCUGGGACUGAGUGGGGACACAAGAAGUGGGACGCAAUGAGCCUCUGCUUGUGGCAUGGGCAAGGCUUGUGAUGGUGGUUGUUCCUGUACUGUAAUGUGGUUUGCCUAUCUCCAGCUGGGUUGGGGGUUGCUGAAAAUGAAGAAAAAAAAAAAAGAGAAAUCCUAGCACAAAGUGGGAAGGGAGAGAAAAAGAGGUCUGUGCCCUGCAAUAGAUACCACGUCCAGGUGGGGCUGGGGGAGGCAGGAGGGGAUUUGUGCUGGAUGUUUUGGGUCUGGCUACCCAGGAAAGCUGCUCCAAGGGGGUCAGACGUCUACGUGCACAUGAACGCUGCUCAGAAGCAAAGGGGAUUGUAUUUGUACCUGAAACGCCUCCUCCACGGUGUGUCAUCUGGGGGGACACAGGGUGGGCACACCCUGCCAUCACCAAGUGCAGGGUUGAACUCCCACGUGUCCCUGUGUGCUGUGAAUGUGCACAGCCACAUCCACAGCCCUGAACACGCACGGCGAAACGCGCACAUGUGUGUGCUUGCUCUCUUCUCUCUCUCUCUCCUCCUCUGGUGCCAGACUUUAAAAGGAAAAAAUUUCUACUACCUCAAAGGUCCCCCUGUGCAGUGCCUUUUUUUUCCCCCCCUCCUUUUCCUAAUGUGUUUUGGAAAAGUGCCUGUUUCAUUCACUCCAAGUCUGUAUGUUCCUCAGGUUAGAAAACAAACAAGAAGGGGUGUACAGCAGCCAAAGGAGGCACUGUGUGCCAAGCCACACCACUUCUCUGCAAAUGUCCUUCGUCUGCUGGGAUGAGCUGCAGAUUUGAAGGGAAGAGAAAGAGCCCAUUUGUCCCCCAGGCUUGGCUAUUGGUGACGGCACAGGGGGCUAAAUGAUGGUGUUUGGUGAUGUUCCAUUGAUUUAUUAGGUGUCCAAAGGAGCCACAGCCCUGGGUACCUGCAGGGCCCGAAGGCACCGCUGGGCACAGGGCUGCUGUUCUCCAUCCUCUGGGGGGUUCACCUGGGGCACUUCCUGAGGUGACACCUCUGUCAUUCGUGUGGGGUACAGCUGUGUGCUCAUCCCAUCCAUGGGACGGGGCACAGAGCAGCACGCAGAGAUCUGUCAGUGCUGCUCUUCACCUGGAGGGAAACGGGAACUGCAUAGAUUCGGUGAAUAACUUAGUUUUGGAAAUAAAGCUUAAAA
This is a messenger RNA of Phasianus colchicus (ring-necked pheasant), 2508 nucleotides long. RefSeq names its product UDP-GlcNAc:betaGal beta-1,3-N-acetylglucosaminyltransferase 7 (gene B3GNT7). Gene Ontology annotation, biological process: protein O-linked glycosylation; poly-N-acetyllactosamine biosynthetic process. The record is from RefSeq and is a predicted model, not a curated record. Gene Ontology annotation, cellular component: Golgi membrane. Gene Ontology annotation, molecular function: UDP-glycosyltransferase activity; hexosyltransferase activity. NCBI's taxonomy places the organism in Eukaryota, Metazoa, Chordata, Aves, Galliformes, Phasianidae.